CACCAACACAAACAAAACAAUCUCUCCUCUCCCUCACAAAACUUCAUUUCUCUCUUACACUCCAUCACAAAAUUGCUACCUUUCUUACAUUUCUUAUUCUCUCUCUACCACUCUGUCCUUUGACAGGAUAAUAAGGGAUACCGAGCUUAAACUAAGGAACCAACUUGUGAUUCUCUAUAAUCAUGGCUAAUACUGCUGCGGCUUGUGCGGAGAGGGCAACCAGUGAUAUGUUGAUUGGCCCAGACUGGGCUGUAAACAUUGAGCUAUGUGAUAUCAUCAACAUGGAUCCUAGGCAAGCAAAGGAUGCCCUGAAAAUACUCAAGAAGCGACUAGGCAGCAAAAAUCCUAAAACCCAACUCCUAGCUCUAUUUGCAUUGGAGACUCUCAGCAAAAAUUGUGGUGACAGUGUGUUUCAGCAAAUCAUUGAACGUGAUAUCUUACAUGAUAUGGUUAAAAUAGUAAAAAAGAAGCCAGAUUUGAAUGUGCGAGAAAAGAUACUUAUUCUGAUAGAUACAUGGCAAGAAGCUUUUGGGGGGCAAAGAGGAAGGUAUCCUCAAUAUUAUGCUGCAUAUAAUGAACUAAGGGCUUCAGGAGUUGAAUUUCCGCCACAAGCAGAGAACAGUGUACCAUUCUUUACUCCUCCCCAAACACAGCCUAUAGCUGAUGCACCUUCAGCAUAUGAAGAUGCUGCUAUUAAAGCCUCUCUGCAGGCUGAUGCUUCUGGCCUCAGCUUGCUUGAGAUUCAAAGUGCUCAUGGAAUAGCAGAUGUGUUAAUGGAAAUCCUUAGUGCCUUGGAUCGUAAGAACCCUGAGGGUGUUAAGCAAGAAGUGAUUGUUGACCUUGUUGACCAAUGCCGUUCCUACCAAAAGCGUGUCAGGCUUCUUGUUAACAAUACAGUAGAUGAGGAGCUUCUAUGUCAGGGAUUAGCAUUGAAUGAUAACCUGCAGCGUGUACUUCGUCAGCAUGAUGAUAUUGCGAAAGGAAGUCCUAUUGUGGGAGAAAGGGAAAUGGAAACAUCACUUGUGCCUCUUGCUAAUAUUAACAAUGAGGAUGAUGAGUUAGAAGAUGAUUUUUCCCAGCUGGCACACAGGCCAUCAAGAGAUAAUUCACAAGGACUAAACCGGAAACCAGUCAGUGUUAGGACUCAACCAGGACGAGUUAGCCCAUUUAUUCCUCCUCCUCCCUCAUCAAAGAAGUCAGUUAGCGCGGACUCAGGCAUGAUUGAUUAUCUCAGUGGUGAUUUGUACAAGUCAGAAGGACCCCCCCAAACAUCAGAACCCACAUCCUUGAAAGUCCCAAAUGUUGGCUCUUCACCACCAUAUUCUCCAACACUACCAGCCUCUUCCCCUCCCUCCAAUGCCAUGAACUCCUCUCCUGUGCUAACUGGACUGCCCAUGUAUGACGAACCAGCUCCAUUAAGCCAAUCUGGUGAUCGGCUGCCCCCAGCACCUUGGGACGUGCAGUCUCCUGGAUUUCUUCCACCACCGCCUUCCAGGUAUAAUCAAAGACAGCAGUUCUUUGGCCAGCAUCACAAUGUACCAGGCAGUGCUUCUAAUUCAAGCAGCGGCUCUGGUUCUUCUUAUGACAGCUUAGUUGGUCAAACCCAAAGUCUUUCCCUUAAUCCGUCCACUCCUCCCAAACAAGCAAGAAAAGAAGAUGCACUCUUCAAAGAUCUGGUUGAUUUUGCAAGAUCCAAGUCAUCGUCACCUUCCAAACCCAACAACAGGUCUUUUUGAGGGACUGAGUAGUUGGUGUAGUUCAUCCGUUUUGGUACAGCUUCUUAUUCCUUGUAGGUUAUCAGGUUUUGCAUCAGACCAUGGGAUUGAUUGCCUGUUACUGAAUAAAAGUCGGUUUAAACGUUGGGUUAUGUCAUCUAUGCUGUCUAGCAGAGGCUUAUGUCCAAAGGAGAUCAUGAACUACUAAUUGAAUUGAUUUCAGUACAUAAAUAUUUAGAAUGUGGUUGUAUAAUAUUGUUGCGCUCACAUCUCAGCA
Populus euphratica (Euphrates poplar) is the source of this 1992-nucleotide messenger RNA. RefSeq names its product target of Myb protein 1-like. The record is from RefSeq and is a predicted model, not a curated record. Gene Ontology annotation, biological process: protein transport to vacuole involved in ubiquitin-dependent protein catabolic process via the multivesicular body sorting pathway. The transcript is spliced from 10 exons. Bases 183 to 1736 code for a protein of 517 amino acids. NCBI's taxonomy places the organism in Eukaryota, Viridiplantae, Streptophyta, Magnoliopsida, Malpighiales, Salicaceae. Gene Ontology annotation, molecular function: phosphatidylinositol binding; ubiquitin binding.